Messenger RNA from Daldinia vernicosa, 916 nucleotides. Its product is annotated as RBP11-like subunits of RNA polymerase. Bases 312 to 845 code for a protein of 177 amino acids. The record is from RefSeq and is a predicted model, not a curated record. Gene Ontology annotation, cellular component: RNA polymerase III complex; RNA polymerase I complex. Lineage: Eukaryota; Fungi; Ascomycota; Sordariomycetes; Xylariales; Hypoxylaceae. Gene Ontology annotation, biological process: DNA-templated transcription. Gene Ontology annotation, molecular function: DNA-directed RNA polymerase activity; DNA binding; protein dimerization activity. The transcript has 4 exons.
CUAGAAGCUGAAGAAAAGGUUAAAGUUGCUCUUGAAUUGCGGUGAUAUGUAUGUGGCUACCUACUCCAGCCUACAUGUAAAUUGGACGGUCGGAAAAUCAUCGGACCCAAUGAUCUUAGUCGUCCAAUCAAAGUCUUCCCUGUGAUAGCUAACCUUAAAUUUUAUCGUCGGAGCUCGACCAAUAACGGACCCCACCAAAAUUCUUGAGCGCUACACUUUCGCCAGUAAAGUUGCGUCUAGUCGGUAUAAGUCGUCGACCAUUUUCACCACUCCCGUAAAUAUCAACUGCUCCUGAUAUAAUACCGCGCGCCAUGCCUGGAAGAACGAAGACUCGCGACGAUGCGCCCGAGGAGGUAGAUACCUCCAUGGACGAUGCUCCCACCUCGGCGCAACAGCCUGUGGAAGAGGAAAACGGAGAUGCCAUGCAGGAGGACGGAUCGGAGGGCGACGAGGAACCCGUUGAGGAAGAAGAAGAGGAGGAACCCCAGCGAGUUAGAAUUCUACCUGGAUCAUCUGAAACGGCAGCUUCUUUCGAAUUCCUGAAGGAGGGUCACACACUUGGUAAUGCUCUGCGAUAUAUAAUCAUGAAGAACCCGGACGUCGAAUUCUGCGCGUACGCUAUUCCCCAUCCUUCCGAGGACAAGAUGAACCUCAGAAUCCAAACAUACGACACGACAACUGCCGCUGCCGCUUUGGCCAAGGGUCUCCAGGACAUAGAAGACCUCUGUGAUGUCGUUGCCGACGAAUUCUGGACAGAGCGAGAGAAGUUCGAAGCAACCCCGGAGCAGGCUCGCAAGAGGCAAGAAGAAGCUGAGAGGAGAAGACAGGCAGCACAGACUAGUUAAGAGUAUCUUGGCACAACCUAGAGGAUAUGGUAUUUGCGGCGUUCGGAGUAUGAUAGAAGAACAACUUUCUC